Aegilops tauschii subsp. strangulata is the source of this 1533-nucleotide messenger RNA. The record is from RefSeq and is a predicted model, not a curated record. Lineage: Eukaryota; Viridiplantae; Streptophyta; Magnoliopsida; Poales; Poaceae.
ACCCGUUUGCAAAAGAGCCAUCCUCCUCCUCCUCCUCCUCCGCUCCCCACGUCUCACCCCCCACAGGCUAGGGUUUCUCCAAUGGCGGCGGCGGGCUCCUCCAGGCGCGGGCCGAUGGACGACGACAAGCUGACCUUCGAGACCUCGGCGGGGGUGGAUGUCGUGGGAAGCUUCGACGCGAUGGGCAUCCGCGAGGACCUGCUCCGCGGCAUCUACGGCUACGGCUUCGAGAAGCCCUCUGCCAUCCAACAGCGCGCCGUCGUCCCCAUCAUCGCCGGCCGCGACGUCAUCGCCCAGGCCCAGUCCGGCACCGGCAAGACCUCCAUGGUCUCCCUCUCCGUCUGCCAGGUCAUCGACACCAACAUCCACGAGGUGCAAGCAUUGAUACUGUCACCAACUAGGGAACUGGCCACACAAACAGAGAGGGUGAUGCAAGCUGUUGGGAACUACAUGAGUGUCUCUGUGCAUGCCUGUGUCGGUGGCAAAAGUAUCGGUGAGGAUAUUAGGAAGCUUGAGGCUGGAGUGCAUGUUGUUUCAGGAACCCCAGGCAGAGUAUGUGAUAUGAUCAAGAGAAGGACCUUGCGCACAAGAGCCAUCAAGCUCCUAGUCCUGGAUGAAGCCGAUGAGAUGUUGACCAGAGGUUUUAAGGAUCAGAUCUAUGAUGUCUACAGAUACCUCCCCCCAGAACUUCAGGUUGUCUUGAUCUCUGCAACUCUGCCCCAUGACAUCUUGGAGAUAACUAGCAAGUUCAUGACUGAUCCAGUCAGGAUCCUUGUAAAGCGUGAUGAGUUGACCCUAGAGGGCAUGAAACAAUUCUUUGUUGCUGUUGAGAAGGAAGAGUGGAAGUUUGAUACGCUGUGCGAUCUUUAUGAUACACUGACCAUCACCCAGGCUGUCAUUUUCUGCAAUACUAAGAGAAAGGUGGAUUGGCUUACUGAAAGGAUGCGCACCAACAACUUUACAGUAUCAGCUAUGCAUGGUGACAUGCCUCAAAAGGAAAGGGAUGCGAUUAUGAGUGAGUUCAGGAGUGGCACGACCCGUGUUCUGAUCACAACAGAUGUUUGGGCUCGAGGGCUGGAUGUUCAGCAGGUCUCUCUUGUCAUUAAUUAUGAUCUCCCGAAUAAUCGUGAGCUUUACAUCCAUCGCAUCGGUCGCUCUGGGCGUUUUGGGCGCAAGGGUGUGGCGAUCAACUUUGUGCGCAAGGACGACAUCCGCAUCCUGAGGGACAUUGAGCAGUACUACAGCACGCAGAUCGAUGAGAUGCCGAUGAACGUCGCCGAUUUGAUCUGAGCUCUGGACCGGAGCGGUCUCUCCCUCUCUGCGGGUGGAUGUUUGGUCAUGACGACUAUUCAGGUUUCCGUUGUUCCUUUUCGGCGGGUAUGAACGAAUAUGAAGUGUUUAUAUUCUUUCUUGGAGAACCAGCUCUGGCCAACGUGGCAGGCACUCUGCUCAUUGAACUUGUUAUUUUAAGUUCUAUCUAUGUUAUGUUUUGGUGUUGAUGCUAUAAUGCCAUGACCCUAUAAAUUGCUUAAA